AUGGUAUCGACAGUAGAUCGGGGUCAGCCCAGCAGGGACCAAGCGGGACUCCAGACAGCCUUGGGUUUCGCGGCAUCACAGCUAUUCAAGGCUGGAUGUUUUGUUGGAGAUAAAAUCGAUGAGUUAUUCGACGCAUUAAUCCCCAAUGAGACUCCUACAAAUCUCGGCAGAGGCUCGAGUCGGACAUCAAAGGAGUCGACGGUAGAGGACGGCGAAUGGGUGCUCGUUGAGCGGCCUUCAAGAAACGUGUCGCCGCAGAGCGCUGCUAGUAUAAGAGGGAAAUGA
This is a messenger RNA of Perkinsus marinus ATCC 50983, 285 nucleotides long. RefSeq lists its product as hypothetical. The transcript has 3 exons. The record is from RefSeq and is a predicted model, not a curated record. NCBI's taxonomy places the organism in Eukaryota, Perkinsozoa, Perkinsida, Perkinsidae. The coding region runs from base 1 to 285 and encodes 94 amino acids.